This is a messenger RNA of Diceros bicornis minor, 1130 nucleotides long. It is a transcript of the gene FGL1, whose product is annotated as fibrinogen like 1. Gene Ontology annotation, biological process: regulation of immune response; negative regulation of T cell activation. The transcript is spliced from 7 exons. Lineage: Eukaryota; Metazoa; Chordata; Mammalia; Perissodactyla; Rhinocerotidae. The coding region runs from base 1 to 948 and encodes 315 amino acids. The record is from RefSeq and is a predicted model, not a curated record.
AUGGGGAAAAUGACGAAGAUGUUCAGUUUCAUCCUUGUCAUCACUACCCUGGUAAUGGGCAGGGAAAGCUGGGCUCUCGAGGACUGUCUCCAGGAGCAGGCGCGGCUCAGAGCCCAAGUGCGCCUGCUCGAGACCCGGGUCAAACAGCAACAGGUCAGGAUAGCGCAGCUCUUGCAUGAGAAGGAAAUCCAGCUCCUCGAUAAAGGAGAGGAGAAUAGUGUCAUUGACCUUGGAGGCAAGAGGCAGUAUGCAGAUUGUUCCGAGAUUUUCAAUGAUGGGUAUAAGCGCAGUGGAUUUUACAAAAUCAAGCCUCUCCAGAGCCCAGCAGAAUUUUCUGUUUAUUGUGACAUGUCUGAUGGAGGAGGAUGGACUGUAAUUCAGAGACGAUCUGAUGGCAGCGAGAACUUUAACAGAGGCUGGAAUGACUAUGAAAAUGGCUUUGGGAAUUUUGUCCAAAAAAAUGGUGAAUAUUGGCUGGGUAAUAAAAAUCUUCACUUAUUAACCACACAAGGAGACUACACUUUAAAAAUCGACCUUGCCGAUUUUGAAAAAAAUAGCUGUUAUGCACAAUACAAAAAUUUCAAAGUUGGAGAUGAAAAGAAUGCCUAUGAGUUGAAUAUUGGAGAAUAUUCUGGAACAGCUGGAGACUCCCUUACAGGGAAUUUUCAUCCUGAGGUGCAAUGGUGGGCUAGUCACCAAGGAAUGAAAUUCAGCACGUGGGACAGAGAUAAUGACAACUACGAAGGGAACUGUGCAGAAGAAGAUCAGUCUGGCUGGUGGUUUAACAGGUGUCACUCUGCAAACCUGAAUGGUUUAUACUACCCCGGCUCCUACACGGCUAAAACAGACAAUGGGGUUGUCUGGCACACCUGGCACGGAUGGUGGUAUUCUUUGAAAUCUGUGGUUAUGAAAAUUAGGCCAAAUGAUUUUAUUCCAAAUAUUGUUUAAUUGUCUCUGUUAGGCUUUCAUUUCUGCAAUUCAUCUUGAUUUAAAGUGAUUUGAAAAAUAGCAAUUUUGAACAUGUACGUGUAUGACGAUGGCAAUUGUGAUGUAUCCUAUUUUUCAUUCUUUCUUGCCUUUGUUACUUAAUAUACUUUCAGUAGAGCUAAUAUGUGAUAUAUUCCAAAUAA